UCACACACACGAUGCGAUUGUCAAAAUAUUUUGCAAUAAUCGGUCGCGUAAUCAACAGAUUCGAGCUCCGUUUCGUCUCGUGAUAGUUGAUGGUAGAUUGAGGAGGAAUUUUAACUACAAGUGAAAAUGAGAACAAAAAAUAUGGUCCAGGAUUAGAUCGUAACAUCAUAGGCGCACACCGCAGACGCUUACGUGUCUUGCUAUGUUCCAAGGUGUUGCAGCAAAGGUGAACCAUCUAGCAGGAUAUUUGCGGACUAGUUGCUUCCCGACUGGAGGUGGUCUCACCAAAUCCUGCCAAAGACGAACCAGUUUCGCGUACCCGGAGGGAACAGCGUAUUCCAGUGCUAGCGAAAACUCUAAUCAGAACAACAAAAACAACAGGCAAAUCCAGCAGCAUCCGAAACCAGUAGGUUAUUGUCAUCAUCAUUGUUAUCAUCAUCAGUGUCGCUAUUACCAUUACGGCCGUCAUCAUCAAAACGCAGAGUCAGUCACGUUCACCGAUCAAUAUCUGCAGCAAGUGAGGCAACGAGUACAACGCUCCAUUGGACAAGUUUGCAAAUUUUGCACAAACACAAUCAGUAUGAGUUCCAAUUCGCCAUCCGGAUCAUCCGGGGAUCAGAAGCACACAAACCGAUUGAUAAAUGAAAAAUCUCCGUAUUUGUUGCAGCAUGCGCACAAUCCAGUUGACUGGUAUCCGUGGUGUCAGGAAGCAAUUGAUCGUGCCAAAGCGGAGAACAAGUUGAUCUUCCUGUCGGUUGGAUACAGCACGUGCCACUGGUGCCACGUUAUGGAGAAGGAAUCGUUCGAAAAUGAAGAAGUAGCCAAGAUCAUGAACGAAAAUUUCAUCAAUGUAAAGGUCGAUCGGGAAGAACGCCCGGAUAUCGAUAAACUGUACAUGACAUUCAUUCUGCUGAUCAACGGUUCCGGGGGUUGGCCGAUGUCGGUCUGGUUGACACCGGAUCUAGCGCCAGUCACGGGGGGAACCUAUUUUCCGCCUAAAGACCGCUGGGGAAUGCCAGGGUUUUCCACAAUUUUGCUGAAACUAAAGAACAAAUGGUUGACUGAUAGUGAAGAUCUAGCAUCAACAGGGCGUUCGAUCAUCGAUGCAAUUCAAAAAAAUGUCGAAGAGAGACACAAGGAAGAACCGGAACGCGCUUUAACAGCAGAGGAGAAGUUUAAACAGUCGAAUGCAAUUUACAAGCGCAACUUUGACCCAGUGUGGGGAGGAUCAUUGGGUGCUCCCAAGUUUCCGGAAGUAUCUAAAUUGAAUCUCAUGUUUCAUUCUCAUAUCCGAGAUCCAGCAGGAAAAAUUCUAGGUGUCGUGCUCAAUACACUGGACAAAAUGGCUGCUGGUGGAAUUCACGAUCAUGUAUUCGGAGGGUUUGCCAGGUACUCCGUGGACAAGAAAUGGCAUGUGCCACAUUUUGAGAAAAUGCUCUAUGACCAAGGACAGCUUCUGAUGGCCUAUUCAAACGGGUACAAAACGACCAAGAAACAACUCUACCUGGAUGUGGCGGAUUCCAUAUUCAACUACAUUUGUAAGGAUUUGCAACAUCCGGCUGGGGGAUUUUAUAGUGGUGAAGAUGCUGAUUCGUUACCAACUUGGGAAAGUUCUGACAAAAUUGAAGGUGCUUUCUACGCAUGGACAUACGCCGAGGUACGGGAUCUGUUAAAACCAAACUUGGACAAGUUUGGUGAUAUCGGCGAGGUAGAUCCAGUCGAUGUCUACACAGAGCAUUACAACAUUCAGGAAACCGGUAACGUAGAGCCUAGUAGCGAUCCGCACGGACACUUACUUGGUAAAAACAUUUUGAUUGUGUAUGGAUCCGUCGGUGAAACGGCUGAUAAAUGCAAAACUUCUUCGGAAGUUGUUAGUGGUAUUGUUAAAGUAGGUAACGCGAUUCUACACGAAGUACGAGAUAAACGCCCGAGGCCUCAUCUGGACACUAAGAUUAUCUGUGCCUGGAAUGGACUAAUUCUUUCCGGUUUAUCUCAACUGGCGUGCAUCAAGGAUGCGCCAAACCGUGAGAAAUAUCUCCAAGCGGCCACGAGUCUGGUAUCAUUCAUUCGUGAAAACCUCUUCGAUAUGAAAGCAAGAAAGCUACUGCGGUCGUGUUACGGUGAUGAUACUGAAAAGGCGAAGUCACUGGAACAUCCCAUUUACGGGUUCAUCGAUGACUAUGCCUUUCUUAUCAAGGGACUAACCGAUUACUAUCGAGCCUCUCUGGAUAAGAGUGCGCUUUGGUGGGGCAAAGAAUUGCAGGAAAUUCAGGAUCAACUAUUUUGGGAUCAAGUCAACGGUGCUUAUUUCUACUCGGAAGCCAACUCCUCUAACGUAGUCGUGCGAUUGAAGGAAGAUCACGACGGAGCCGAACCCUGCGGAAACAGUGUUUCCGUUCAUAAUCUUCUUCUGUUGGGAGAUUAUUUUGAGAGUGAAUCGUUCCAUGAUAAGGCGAAAAAAAUCUUGAACUACUUCUCAAAUGUAACCCCUUUCGGUUAUGUCCUACCGGAAAUGAUGUCCGCAAUGUUGUUGGAUUGCCAUGGUCGCGAUAUGUUGGUGGUUGUUGGCCCAGAUGGUCCAAGGACUGACAAUUUGAUCGAUGCGGUAAGAGAUUUCUACAUGCCUGGCUUGACUAUCGUCCGAUUGAAUUCGGUAACGCCGGAUCAACACUUGGCUGGGAAAACGCUCAAGAGUUUUAGGAUGCUUCAGGACGCUCCGACGGCUUACUUCUGUCACAACAAGGUCUGUCAAAUGCCGGUCACUGAUCCAGCGCGAUUGACUGAGGAUUUGAUACCGAAACACAUAUUCGACUAUACCGAGUACGAAAAUUGAUUUUUCGAGGCCUAAGGUUCUUCGUACGCUGAAUAGGUAAUGAAUGGAUGUUUUGUUACUAGCUAGGCAAUCGAAAAGAGGAACUGGUGGCCCUAGAUCGUGAAAAGUUGUUGGACUUGUUACAGAAUUAGAUUCAUACUAACGAUAUGUCGUUAGCUUUUAUUCGUCUCACGGUAGAACAUCAAAUGUUGGUCACAAAAAAAAGCUUAACGAGAAAAAGUGUAUAGUUCCAAAAUAACAUGGAAUAAAACAAAACGCAAUUAUACCGACAUUCUAAAUUAUCAAAUAUAGCGCACCGAAACGAACGAAUAUCAUAA
This is a messenger RNA of Malaya genurostris, 3150 nucleotides long. RefSeq names its product spermatogenesis-associated protein 20. Bases 203 to 2833 code for a protein of 876 amino acids. Gene Ontology annotation, biological process: carbohydrate metabolic process. The transcript has 5 exons. NCBI's taxonomy places the organism in Eukaryota, Metazoa, Arthropoda, Insecta, Diptera, Culicidae. The record is from RefSeq and is a predicted model, not a curated record.